UGGCCAUGCUUUUAUUUACUACCGGUUCGACAAGAUACAAAUGGCCGCCUCCAUAAACUCCGACAGCAUGAAAAAUAUGUUGCAAUUUAUGAAACUUAUUGGGCAACUGAAACGCGUGCCACGGACGGGCUGGGUGUACAGGAACGUGAAACAGCCGGAGAGUGUGUCUGACCACAUGUACAGAAUGUCCAUGAUGGCUCUGACGAUAGCAGAUCACAACGUCAAUAAAGACAGGUGCAUGAAGUUGGCCUUGGUUCAUGACAUGGCAGAAUGCAUUGUGGGUGAUAUUACACCUGCAGACAACGUUAGUAAAGCAGAGAAACACAAAAGGGAAGAGGAAGCAAUGAGGCACCUCACUGGUCUUCUCCAGGAGGGCUUGAGGAAAGAGAUCUAUGAACUCUGGGAGGAGUACGAGAGCCAGACGAGCGCUGAGGCUAAGCUGGUGAAAGAGUUUGACCUGCUAGAGAUGAUUCUGCAGGCCCAUGAGUACGAGGAGCUGGAGGGGAAACCAGGCAGGCUACAGGAGUUCUUUGAUUCCACACAAGGCCGAUUCCACCACCCAGAGGUAAUCCAGUUUGUGAAGAAUCUAAAUGAAGAGAGAGCUGGUCACUUGGCAGCUGGAGGCGAUGGGUCGUCUGGGAGCUCAGAGUCCAAGAAACCAAGAACAGACUCCUCCUGACUUCAACAUUUCCACUGAAUGAUGCUACACUCAGCUUGUGUCAAUGAUGUUGCAGUAGCCACUGUUCUAACUCAUCCUCACAUGACAUGAUGUGGUAGAAUGUUGUCAUGGAAACCUGGUUCUGGUUGGUGAGUUGUGGAAUAAUUUAGCAAAAGAUGGGCUAUCCUUGAAAACAAAUGUGUGCCCUGUUUUACUCCCAAAGUGCUCAUUUUAUUUUACAUAGAUGGACAAGACUUUGAAAGUAAUUUGUUUAUAAUGAACGUUUCUGGAUGUGCACAUACUUCGCCUGUACAAUUCCUGUGAUGCAUCAGAAGAUGCACCUAUAUUUUUUUGUUUUGAGUUGUUUGACCUCUUAAGCUGUGAGGCUUCAUUAAAACCAUUGGUUAUAACUAUUA
Messenger RNA from Salmo salar (Atlantic salmon), 1074 nucleotides. RefSeq names its product HD domain containing 2 (gene hddc2). The record is from RefSeq and is a predicted model, not a curated record. Gene Ontology annotation, cellular component: cytoplasm. NCBI's taxonomy places the organism in Eukaryota, Metazoa, Chordata, Actinopteri, Salmoniformes, Salmonidae. Gene Ontology annotation, molecular function: 5'-deoxynucleotidase activity.